Saccostrea echinata is the source of this 1848-nucleotide messenger RNA. RefSeq names its product E3 ubiquitin-protein ligase TRIM56-like. The record is from RefSeq and is a predicted model, not a curated record. Gene Ontology annotation, molecular function: zinc ion binding. Bases 1 to 1848 code for a protein of 615 amino acids. NCBI's taxonomy places the organism in Eukaryota, Metazoa, Mollusca, Bivalvia, Ostreida, Ostreidae. The transcript is spliced from 3 exons.
AUGCUUCGUGCGGAGGAUGUAAAAGAGGAAUUUCUCUUAUGCCCUAUCUGCACUAAAGAAUUUGAUGAGGAAAUACACACACCACGGGUUCUGCCAUGCCUUCAUACAUUCUGUCAGGCUUGUAUGAGGAAAAUUCUCAAACAAAAUCUCUUAGUGUGCCCUUUCUGCAAGGUGGAAUAUGCUUUACCGAGCGACGGUAUUUACGUCUUUCCAAAAGAUUCUACAAGACGUAAUUUGAUAGAAUUUCUCAGAGUUCGAAAAAGGUCUUCUGACAUAUUGUGUAAGGAUUGUCCAGACGACAAUGUCGCAGAAGAUUUUUGUAGAGAAUGUUGUAUCUUUAUGUGUACGGAAUGCACGCGUGCACACAAAAGGAGUCUCGCAUCACGUGGUCACAUUACCAUGAAUAUUCAGCAACUUCAAUCAAGUGGACCGGAAGUCUUCCAGAGGAAACAGAAAUGUACGAAACCAGGUCACGAGGGCCAUCCUCUCAUGUUUUACUGUACCCGGAAAGGGUGUGACCAGUUAGUAUGCACAGCCUGCACAGUGUGUGAUCAUGAUAAAGCCAAAGGUCACAACAUUGUAAAUGUGAAGGAUAUUCAUCGCCAGAAAACUGCGGAGCUGAAAAAGAUCUUCAAGAUGUUGGAAGACGAGGUGAAUACUGCGAAACUAAUCAGUCAACAAACUGAUCAGGAACUGCUAAACAUAGACAUUAAAGAAUAUGAAAUCGAAAAGGAAAUCGAAGAUGUCUUUGAGAUGUGUCAAAAGGCGCUUGAUUUGCGCAAACAAGAAUUAAAGUCUAAGCUGGCUGCUCUUUGCGAAAACAAAAAGUCUGCCAUGCAACAUAGAGCAAGAACUUUGGAAACAUUUGUUGAUGAUGUCACAAGUGCGAAGGAAUUUGGUGAUAGCAUCGUUCAUCACACGGAUCCAACCGAGUUCAUUCCUCUUCAUUUAACCCUGUAUCGCCGUCUCAAAAUGUUAACAAGUCAGAAAAUUAAGAAAACGUUCCAAGUUGAAUCACCUGUCUUUGAUCCUGCAAGAAUGGAUGAUGAAUAUCAAAGACUUGUAAGGAGUAUGGGACAGUUGAGCACAACGGUUCACACGAGGAAACUUAAUUUUCGGCGUGGUCGGACAGAUAUGGGCACCUCAGGAGCGCCAACACCAUCUGUUGAAGGUGAUGUUCGAAUUGGAGAUAUUUUCUGUCCUGCAUUUCUUUUUGACUCAGACACUGUUCAUCAAUACAGAGAAUUAAGCGAUGAUUUCAGAUCCCUCAAAAACCAAACGAUGGGACACACCGUCCAGCUCCCCUACAGUGAGCGAAGGCUGAAGAAGUACCGUGGUGCCAUUGGCAGUAGACCUUUUCCACAGCCCGGAAAACACUAUUUCGAGGUAAAUGUCGGCUUCCAGAUACAUAAACAGUUAGACAAUGUCAACUUCCUAUUUGAAAUUGGUCUCAUUAAUCGCCGUAGCGACAUUGACCAAGGACACUAUGUGUACGACCACAGCAAUGCGUGGUCGUUCUGUGCACAGCACUGUGAAGAGCACAUGCAGCUCUGUCAGUGGUGUCGACAUGGAGGCCGUAACCACGCGCACACUCCCCUUUCGUCAAUAGAUGCUGGAACGGUGGUGGACGUUACGUAUGGAUUUCUGGUAGACACUGAUCAACGGAAGUUGACAAUUGUGGACUGUACCAAUCAGAAGAAACUUCAUACAUUCAGUAACCUGGAUGUUGCGCGUCCUCUGUGGCCCGUGUUCGGUUGUCAUUGGCCUAGCAAGAUCAAAAUAGAGAUGAUUCUCAGAACCGGAAGUGAUAUUAUUAACAUUCCCGCUCUUCUGGUUACUCAGCAAUAA